Molecule: messenger RNA, 2948 nt
Organism: Dromiciops gliroides (monito del monte)
Lineage: Eukaryota; Metazoa; Chordata; Mammalia; Microbiotheria; Microbiotheriidae
Gene: MGARP
Product: mitochondria localized glutamic acid rich protein
Exons: 4
Coding region: 48-815 (255 amino acids)
Biological process (GO): anterograde axonal transport
Cellular component (GO): mitochondrial outer membrane; mitochondrion
Source: RefSeq, a predicted model, not a curated record
GACCGCUGCUCCGCACUGUGAGACAAGGGUGCUUUGAAACCGGUACCAUGUAUCUCCGCAGGGCUGUUGGGAAGACACUGACUUUACCUCUGAGGACCCCUCCUUCCAGCCCCCCACUGGUCUGGAAGCAAGCAUCCGUUCGACAGAUGUCAUCUAAGAGAGUCCCUGGAUUAUCUGGGUCAAAUAUGAUAUACUAUCUCGUUGUUGGUGUCACUGUUAGUGCUGGUGGAUAUUAUGCUUACAGGACUGUCACAUCAGAUCAGACUCGGUACACAGAACGUAUCAAUAACAUGCAAGUGAAAAGCACCAAAGAGGAAUCACCAGACAAGCUGCAACAUGCAGAUGAGGAAGUAAAGCCCACAGAAAACAAUGAAAUCUCUUCAGAAGCCCCUAAUGAGAUUUCUCCUUUGGAGGCUGGUUUGGCAACAGCUGAAGAAAUUCCAGAUGUAGAAGAUGCAGUUCUGGAGACUUCUGCAGUCAGUGUGGAAGCGAGCUCAGAAGAGACUCCGGCAGUCAGUGUGGAAGCGGGCUCAGAGGAGACUCUGGCAGUCAGUGUGGAAGCGGGCUCAGAGGAGACUCUGGCAGUCAGUGUCGAAGCUCAUCCAGAGAUUGGUGAAAUUGCUAUGGCCAGUGCAGAAUCAGGGCCAGAGGUUACAGAUUCAGCAGUGCUGGAGGCGGCCGAGGUCAGUGAUAAAGCUCCUAAACCCGAGGAAGUCUCGGCUGUAGAUAGUGAACUGGAGGAAGAAAAAAAUCCCCCUGAAGCUGAAACUCGGGCGGAGUCUGAGUUACAGGAAGAAACCCCUCCUCAAGCCUGAGGCUGCUUCAGCCCAAAGGGUAACCUAAUCUCUGUUUGCUACUUUAAAAAAACCCUCUAGGCUAGGAAAGGUGUCAGAAUGUGGGUGAGACUUACGUGUAAAUUCCAGCAAGAAUUACUCUUCAUUCAAGGUUACUAUCUCCACACUUUGAUGUGCUUUGAAGAAUUAUGGAGCCAUUUAAUGGGUUUGGGGAAUGCAUUUGUAAAUGUCCUAGGAAAUUUCUCCUCUGAGAUUCUUAGAGAGUGAGGGAAUCAUAGCAGGGUUUGUGACGAAAUCUGCUUUAUUGGUGUUUUUCUUUUUAAAAUUCCAAAUAAUCACAAUUAGCUAUCUAAACAACCCCAAAUUCCUUUUGAUUUUGAACUAGUAAAGCCCUUCCUGUCAUGUAGGCCUGGAUAGAGUGGCUUUUGAAUUUGAAAUCUAGUCAAUGAAAUUAAUGAACAUUUUUAUUGUUUCCAAAUUUAUUCCACGAACAAUUACAGAGAUAUUCAAUCAGAACUUGCACAUUUUAUGCCCUUAGUGAUAUUCGAACUGUGUCUAUCUUCAUUAUCCCAUCCCAACCCAAAUCAUUCUACCCUACUCCCUACCUCCAGCUCAUUUGUCUGACUUCUCUAUGUUAAAUGGGAUAGCCUGAUAUGUUUCUUUUUCCUCUGGACAAGUAUACUAAUGGAGAUUUGAAACUGGUGGCCAUCAUGACUUGUCUAAAACUAAAAAUAAGUUUCCUAUAAGGCAGUCACAUAGUUGUCUGUGAGACAAUUGCAUUCCUCACCCAAGCUUAUUUUGAUUUUCAUUAUGUGUAAAAACUCUUGAACUGUUCAUCGAAGGCUCUAAAAAUAAAUUACUAAAAUAUCUAAAUAAUGAAAGGAAAAUAGAAUCUGUUUUAAUGUUGUUCUUGAAUCCAAUUCUAACAGCACUUACCAAGUGCCUAGAAUGUACAAAGCAUUGUGCGCUGAUUGAUUCAUUGGAGUGUGGAGAAAUAAUAGGACCCAUCUAAUGGAAAAUGUUGGAUUUGGAGAAUCAGAGUUUGAUCCUGACUCUGGCACUUAAUACCUGUGUGACCAUAGUCAAAUCUUUUAGCCUCUCUGAGCCUCAGUUUGAUCCUCUGUACAAUGAUGGGAGUUAGUCUAGAUGAUCCCUAAAGCUGAUUCCAGCUCAAAACCCAUAGUACUGUAACCUUUUCAGAUAUUCGAAAUCUCUCCCUUGCUAUUUAAAAUAAUAAACAAAAAUAAAAAUAAUAAUACAGUAGGAGUUUUGGUAUGCUGGACUACUGUCAGCAUUUUUAAAAAUAUAUUCCAAAGAAAAUCACGAAGUUUUCUAAAUCAGGCUUAAUAAAGUUAUUUAAACCUAUUUUGGCAAUAGGAGAUAACCAAAGAGCAUUGAACAAAUUCAUGGAAUAUUCAGUAUUGCAAAAAUUGUGGAAAGAUAGACAUUCCAGCACCCUGUUGGUAGUCAUGAAUUGACCCAAAACUUCCGGGGGGAAAAGUUUGUAAUUAUACUAAGAAAAUGAUGAAAAAGUUUGAUAGUCUUUAUUCCAGAGAUCCCAGUGCUAGAUAUACACUCCAAAAAGUUCAAGGACUUAAAAAAAAAGUUCCUGCAUGAGCCCAGCUCCUCUUCCCCAAAUAAAUAAUCCCACUUUCCCCACUGCCUUUCAGGAGUAUGCCAGCAGCAUCAUUUCUUCCUCUUCCUUAACAGAAAGAAGGGGAGAUAACCUACCCUCUCCAACACUGUAUUUUCCCUUUGCCCUGGGGUUACAUAAAUAAGAGGGAAGAAUAAUUCUUCUAGAGUUGGUGGCCUUAUGGUAAUAUAAAUGGAGUUUAUGGUAAUAUACAUUUCACAAAAUCUCACAGUUGGAAAGGACCCAGAGAUCAUCUAGUCUAAGCCCAAAAUGAACAAGAAUCCUCUUUAUAAUAUCCCCUAACAAAUGGUAAUACAGCUUUUACUUACAAACUUAACAUCACAACUCUAGGUUUGGAAGGAAUCUUAGAAAUAGAUCAUCUGGACCUGGAGUUUUUAACUUUUGUUGUGUUAUGAAGCCCUUUGGCAAUCUGGUGAAACCUAUGGCCCCUUCUCAGUUUAAAAAAAAAAAAUGAAUAAAGGACAACUAGGUGGUGCAGUGGAUAGAGCACCGGCCCUGGA